ACCUUUCAAUGUGCGUUAACGAAAAUAUUGAUAACAGCAAAAAUGAUCCUGUCUGUUUCUUUAACUUGUCUUGUGAAACGGGUGAAUCAAAUCGCCCAUGCACAAUAGAAUGGGUAAGCAACAACGACAAUUUUAGGAACGUUGAUAAGAACAAUUUGACUAUUGGAGGGAAUAGUUAUCAUUUUAAUUCCUAUGAGACGUACAAUGUCACUAAAGACAUGGCUGGAGGAACUAUUACAUGUUUAACAAGAUACCAUCUCAUUCAGAUACAGACUAUGAAGUAUCGCCUCAAGGAGUGGUCGUAAAAUGUACUGUGGAUGACUGCAAUGCUAAAGGACAAUGGACGCUGCGAUGGAAAGAUGAAAAUACUUCUGUUAAAAAAACAUGUUAUACAGCAGAGAAAUGCCUGAAUCAUACGGGAGAUAGAGAAAACACAGAUAUUUGCAAAUCACAGGAACUGAAUAUUUCAUUGACAGUAUCCUGUUCAAAGACGACCGAUGGUAGUCAAUCCAAGGAAAGUGGCAUUCAGACGUUUUCGUUAACAUUCCCAUUUUCUGUCAACAAUGUACUUAUUGGAACAGGCGUGAUCUGUGGACUCUGCAUCCUGUUUGUAAUUGGAAGAUGUGUAUAUCUUAAACGGCAAAUGAUUAGCACAGUCAGCAUAACCGAAAAUGUUGAAAAUCACAGCGUCCCCUCGUCGGACAAUGGCGUGCUACACAUAACAACAGAAGGAGUCCAGUACGCAGUCGUGCAGAGACAGGCGGCCACACGGAGGACUGAAACGCAGCAACCACAUGAUGACGACAGCCUAACGUACGCCGAGUUGGACAUCAAUUUCCUACAAGAGGCUAACGCAAGGGUUUCGUUAAGGAGAUAUAAUAUUCCGACGGAGUAUGCUGACAUUGAGUUCUCCUCAACACAGGAACCUGAAAAAGAAGAUUGUGCGUGCCAAAAUGCAUCAGACGAGUGUAAAACUAGAUCAAAAACCAAACUAUGUGUUCCUGAGUGUCUUCAGUGACUUGAAGCUUUUUCCCUUAUAAAUAAGAAGGCAUAACAAAUCCUCAAAUAUAUAUUGGUUUCUGUUUUACUGCCCGAAUUCUUGCAAGGAAAAAUGAUACGCCGACGGAGUAUGCUGAGUUUUCCUCAACACAUAUAUCUGCUUAAGAAGAUCAUUUUACCACAAUACAUCAGCGAAGAUCUAGAUCAAAGACAAACCAAUCUAACAUAAAUUUACUUAUUGUAUUGUUUCUUUAUUGUAGUGCCUAUGAUUAUGUUUAUGCUUGUACAUUUUAUUUUGAACAGAAAGGAAUAUUUUUGAAACAAAGACCAAUUAAUCAAAAACAAAAUGAAAAUAUUUAUAAUAUUUAGAAUACUGAGACUUUGAUUGUUGAUUUAACAAAUGAUUUAUUCGGCACUAAGAGUGGACUUGUAUACAUGUACUUUUUGAAUGGCAGUUUUUCUCUUAUUCAUAUUAAGACAUUAUAAUUACUGAAACAUUGUUUGGUUACUGAAUUUAUUCCUCGAAUUGACAUUCAUAGAACAGGUAUACACUAUUGUUUGUCAGGCAAACAAAGCAUUAGGUUGCAAUCAUUUCAAGCAAUUCACUUCAUAUUAUCACUAAUUUAUUUAUAACAACAGGUUAAUAUUUGUGUUCUUUUAUACAUAUUUCGUUUAGAUAUACGAGCCUAAAUCAUUCCACUAUAUACGAGAGCACAGCUUUUUAAAAGUGUUACCGUCAUUCAUAAAAGGUACUUUUCUUCUUCAUUGUUACUAUUCUUUUCUCUACAAUGCUUUUUUCAGGAAAGGUAUGUGACUAUGAUAUCAACCAUUAUUAUCUUCCCUCACAUAUUUUAUUUAAAAUUGAAUGUCUUCUAACAGCAAUAGAAUAUGCAUUUGAUAGCCAUUAGUCUGGCAAUGACUCACAAUGAAAUUAAGAUUGUUGUUCUCUCAAUCAUACUCCGUUGGAAACGUUCGUUUGAAUUCAGCACAAACCGAAAGUGUCAGUUGUCCUCCCAAAAACACGUGGACGUUCGUGUUAAUAUGCAAAACU
Mya arenaria is the source of this 2050-nucleotide messenger RNA. RefSeq lists its product as uncharacterized. The record is from RefSeq and is a predicted model, not a curated record. Lineage: Eukaryota; Metazoa; Mollusca; Bivalvia; Myida; Myidae. The transcript is spliced from 7 exons. The coding region runs from base 239 to 1018 and encodes 259 amino acids.